ACAGGCAACUUUUUAUGCAAAGUGGGCUCCAUGAGAUAUGUCUUACCUGCAGAGUGCUUAUUACUUUUAAUAAUUUCUUUUCUGGAGAUUCAGUGUGUGUACUGCACCUAAAAAUAGUAAAUUUUUACUUUCCAUCCAUUUUAAAUUACUGAACAUUCGGGACGUAAGAGAACAAAACUAAAAUUAAUUCUCAAUGAAUGACCUUCAAGAUUUUUACAAAGAUUUCUCUUGUGAAUACUCUUUUAUCUUACCACCAAUGUAUAACUCGCCAAGUUUAGAUAUACCUUCCAUAUCAGACUCUAACAUAUCAGGAUCGAAUUCAAAUAGUAAUUUUGAUGAUGGAACAUUUUACCAUAACCCAGAUAGCAGUUUGCCAGAGUCCUCACACAAAAAUCACAUCAAUGCUGUUAAAGAAAGAGUCAAGUCUUCCUAUAGAACCAAUAUAGACAAAGAUAAUUUUUCCAAUAUUUUAAAACAAAAUAGCAUUCAAAAAGAGCUAAUUGAAGAAGUCAGUCCUAGUUUACAACCUGGAUUACUAGAAAUUCCAAAAUCCAAUACAUUUGAUCCUUCAAACAAUUUUAAGAAUCAAUCUGAAAAAUAUUCUGCCACCCAUAGCUUGUAUGCCCAUCAAAACCCACUUAAAAAUUCAUUUCAUCCUGUGACAGCAAAAACAACAAAUUCCCAAAUAACAAACACCAAUCCAGUCUUAAUGUCAGACUCUGAAAAAUGUACUGCAUUAGAUUCUGUGGAAGUACUGGUUAGUAAUCUUGACUAUAACAUUAGUCCAAGAGAGUGGAAAGAAAUUCUCUCUUCAACUUUUCGAGCUGCAGUUAUGAAAAAUCUUAAGGUUAUUGAUGUAACAGUCAAAGCACAAUCUGACAAUUCAAACUUGGCCAUUGUGCGGGUACCAACAACUGAUGAUGCCAGAUUUGCAAUAUCUCAAUUUCAUGGAAAGAAAAUUGGUUAUAAAAGAGUACAUGUGUGUUUAAAGUCUGAAGGAAAUCUAAAUCAGUCUAGCAUAAGCAGAUCAGAAGCAAUAGCCAUACUAAAAGAAGCAAAAGGACAUGUUUUGCCACUGUUCAAGUUCAUUGAACACUUUGACAAAAGGCAUCACCGUUCUAUCACUGUAUCAGAAUUGUAUAAAAUGAAAGGUAUUCUUGAGAUUAGAGAACAAGGUGGAGCUGGAAGAAUGGUUCAUUUAACAGCGUCAUUUAUUGCAUCCCAAAAAGAAGAUACCAAGAUACAAGACUCUCUAGAAUCUUCUAUUUGUCCAAUCCAUUGUAUUGGAAGUAUGACUGAAAUAGUGGAAACGCUUUCAAGUAACUUUCUCCCAAAUGUGAAAAUCAGACGCUCUGAUCUGGCAUCCCAGCUGAAAAUUCUAUUAGAGAAACAUAGAGGCAGCAUCCCAUUAAUGAGUUUCCCAGUUUGUUAUUCUUUGGAAAUUCACCCUCUUGAGAUUUUUAAUAAUGAUGGUGUGAACUUGGAACAUCUAAUUAGUACAAUACCUGGUAUCAAAAUUUCGAGUGGAAAAUUGGGAGUGAAGAAGAUUCAAUAUGUAGAGAGCAAGUCGAAUCAAUUUGUUUUAUCAAGCCACAAUUCCAACAUCAAUGAUAUGGCUGAAUGUACUUAUACACCUCCGAAUAAUUCCUCUUUUACACAACAACUUAAUCAGAUCAGUAGAGAAGUGGUAGAUCUGCUUAAACAUGCACCAAACUACCAGGUACCUUUCAGUAAAUUUAUUCCAGAAUAUCACCACCAUUUUGGUCGACAAUGCCGAGUAGCUGACUACGGCUAUACGAAAUUAGUGGAACUUUUGGAGGCCAUUCCUCACGUUGUACAGAUCCUUGGAAAUGGUGAAAAGCGAGUACUUACACUAAGCCACAAAGCGCAAAUACGUCGGUUUACAGCAGAUCUAUUGAAAGUUUUAAAACUUCAAAGCAAUAAGGAAAUAAGCCUUUCAGAAUUUCCUUCAGCUUAUGAGAGAAUUCUAGAAAAACCAUGGAAUGUAAAAGAAUAUGGUGUUUGUUAUAUUGAAGAUCUCCUCUCAGAUAUUCCACCUGCUACAUUAUUGGUGGGAGAAGAUUCAGACCCAGUCCUCUCAGCACCCAAAAGAAAUCAGACUGCAGCAGAAAUUGCCAGAACCAAGCAGUUUUCACGGGAAGUGGUAGAUAUCAUUCGACACAAUCCUCACUGUGAAAUGACUUUCAAUAAAUUCAUUCCAUCAUAUCAUCACCACUUCGGCCGGCAGUGUAAAGUAGCAGACUAUGGUGUAGUAAAACUACUUGAAUUGUUUGAAUGUAUUCCACAUGUUGUACAGAUUGAAGAGAGAGAAGAAAGAAUGCUUAUUCUAACAAAACCAGAAAAGCUCAGAAUAUUUGCUGACCAAAUCACUUCAUUAUUAAGAUCUUCUCCUGAUCAAAGGAUGUCGCUGUUUGAUGUUGAAGUUUCUUACAACUACUUGUUUGAAUGUCCAUUUGACUUAGACACACAAACACAGCAAGAACUUCUUGCAAUGUUAAAACCCCUCUUUCAGGUUGAGAUGCAAGAUAGACAGACAUUCCUGACCAUAAAAUCUAGCCAAGCGUUUUGUCCACCUCUUGCUGAGAAGAUUAUAUCUAUAAUAAAUGAGUACAGUCCAGACACAUUUUCUCUUGCUCUCAAAGAUGUUUGUUCAUAUUACAAAGAAAUUUUCCAUGAAACAUUAGACUGCAGUUUACUGACAGAUUUAAUCUAUUAUGUUCAAGUAAUUGGUGAAAAGGAAUCUGCAGUUGUAAUGCUGUCUCCACUUCAAGAAUUUUCACAAUUAUUAAAACCAAUAUUAAAAAAUCAUAAUCUUUCCUUAUCUGACUUUGAAAGUGCUUUCUAUGAUUUAUAUGGAACUGAAAUUAAGCCAGCACUGUACAACUUCCAGUCUGUCAUAGAUAUGUUGAGUUCAAUUCCAAAUGUAGUGAACCUCAAGAAGAUUGAAAACAAAUAUUAUCCAACACUAAAUGAAAACCCUAAAGGUUCUAAAGAUAUUUUGGCUCAGAUGGAUAGAGAGAAUAAAGCUAUAUCUUCAAAACAAAGUGAAACCUCAAAGAAACCUCUUGUUCUUACAACAAAAAGAGACGAUGAAUCUAAUUCUUGGCUGAAUCUGACUGGAGUAAACCAGUAUUCCUACACCAGUGUUUCCUCUGACUCCCUGAAACAGUUUGUCAUGAGAGAAAGCUACAUCAAUAAUGACCAGCAGGCAUUAUUACAUCAAGACCAUUCUACAGAUGUUAAUUCUUGGAGCAAUGAGAAAGACUUUUUCAUUGAAUCACAAAUUGGGAUUUCACUGAAUAAGUUGGAAAACCACUCAUUUAAUGGCUGGUCUCAAACUUUCCAUUACACAAAUGAAGACCCAAAUGUGUACUAUGAACAAUCAAAUAUUUAUCCUUCAGUAUCAAAUUUAAUCAAUCCAGUAAUAUUUAAUUACAAUGGUGAAACUAAUAAAUCUCUUUAUCAUUAAUAACUUCUUUGAAAUUUAAGUUGUGCUAACAUGUAGUCAGCUUUUUCUUGAAAAUUUCUUCAAUACUAGUUCUCAAAGAAAAGUUGAAUAUCAUAAAAUGACACAAGAUUCUCAAAUCUACUAUAAGCCUAUACUCAACAAUACAGCAAAUUUGUCUUUGCUACAUGAUUUCCAUCAGUUGUUUAGCACUACAUUUCAAAAACGUUUUGGAGUGAAAUAUAUUUUUAGAACUUCAGAAGUUUUAUCAACCUGUUAAUUUUCUUUACAAAGCCAAAAAUCCAUAAUUUUGAAAUAUAAGUUUUUUCUUUUUUUUCUUAAGUACUCAUAUAAAACAAAUGCAUAUAUUAUAAAUCCAUGUAAUUUGCUCUGAAAGUCUUAAAUGCCAUAAACAAUUUCCAAUAUUUUUAUCCAAUUUCUGAAGGUCUUAUUUGCUCUAAUGGAUGACUAGCUUUCCGCUUAUAUCAUUUACCUUUUUAGAUAAAUGUUAAGUAAUGAGAAGCAAUGUAUAUUUAUUGUACAAAAAAUUCUUCUCCCAGAUUUGUUAUUUGGAGGGUUUAUAUUUAUAUUUUUUCU
Messenger RNA from Octopus sinensis (East Asian common octopus), 4063 nucleotides. RefSeq names its product meiosis regulator and mRNA stability factor 1-like. The transcript is spliced from 18 exons. The record is from RefSeq and is a predicted model, not a curated record. Gene Ontology annotation, molecular function: RNA binding. The coding region runs from base 194 to 3490 and encodes 1098 amino acids. Lineage: Eukaryota; Metazoa; Mollusca; Cephalopoda; Octopoda; Octopodidae.